Molecule: messenger RNA, 3214 nt
Organism: Calidris pugnax (ruff)
Lineage: Eukaryota; Metazoa; Chordata; Aves; Charadriiformes; Scolopacidae
Gene: BUD13
Product: BUD13 homolog
Exons: 11
Coding region: 116-2014 (632 amino acids)
Biological process (GO): mRNA splicing, via spliceosome
Cellular component (GO): U2-type spliceosomal complex; RES complex
Molecular function (GO): RNA binding
Source: RefSeq, a predicted model, not a curated record
CUCCAAGGCCGAGUACCUGCGGCGGUACCUGAGCGGGCCUCCCGCCGCCGCCGAGCCCGCCCAGCCCCGCCGCCGCCGCAAGAAGAAGCCGCCGGGAGGCGCCGGUAGAACCGGGAUGCGGAUCGUGGACGACGAUGUGAGCUGGAAUAGCAUCGCUGCCGUCCAGGAGAAGGAGGAGGAGGAGGACGAAGGGGACAUGCCUGUGGUGGCAGAAUUUAUCGAUGAGCGUCCGAAUGAAGUGAAGCUCAUGGAGGAAUUCCGGACGAAUGCGAAAUGGAAACUUUUAGGAGACCAGAAUGAAGACUCACAGAGUUCGGAUGUUUCAGUACCUGCCCAGGCCACCAUGAGGCGACAGCGCCACGACUCCCCGGAGAGCUCGCCCCCAAGGAGGCUGCGGCACGACUCCCCGGACAAAUCACCUCCCAGGAAACAGCGCCAUGAUUCCCCGGACCUGUCCCCUCCCAGGAGAGAGAGAAACACUUCCCCCAACCUCUUGCCUCCCAGGCGACAGCGCCACGACUCUCCAGACCUUUCUCCCCCAAGAAGGAAGCGUCACGACUCCCCGGACCUGUCACCUCCCAGGCGGCAACGUCAUGACUCCCCAGACCUCUCCCCACCAAGAAAAAAGCAUCACGACUCCCCAGAUCUCUCUCCCCCAAGAAGGAAACGUGAUGACUCCCCAGACUUGUCACCUCCCAGGCGACAGCGUCACGACUCUCCAGAUCUCUCUCCCCCAAGAAAGAAGCGUCACGACUCCCCGGACCUCUCUCCCCCAAGAAGGAAACGUCACGACUCCCCAGACUUGUCACCUCCCAGGCGACAGCGUCACGACUCUCCAGAUCUCUCUCCCCCAAGAAAGAAGCGUCACGACUCCCCAGAUCUCUCCCCACCAAGAAGGAAGCGUCACGACUCCCCAGACUUGUCACCUCCCAGGCGACAGCGCCACGACUCUCCAGACCUCUCUCCUCCAAGAAGGAAACGUCAUGACUCCCCAGACCUCUCUCCAAAGAGAUCCAGUUUAGCGAUGGGGAAAAAGGGCAGCAAAACCACCGAGGAGUCCCAGUCAGUGGGAGCCCGGGGAGAGCAAUCUCAGCUCAGGCACGGCGUCUCGGACAAGUCCUCGUCGCGGCAGAAGCGUCAGGUGACCCCAGAUCUGUCCCCUCCGCGGAAGAAGAGGUACGAUUCCGACCCCGACUCGUCACCGCCUCGGAGAAAGAGGACUGGGUCACCGAGUCUGAAAAAGCUGAGCAGAAAAAGUGUUUCUCCGCCCACAAAGAAGCCCCAGAGGGGCCUGAGACAGGACUCUGACUCUCCGUCCCCGCGGCGGGGCACCCGGGACGCCUCCGACACGACUCCCGACCUCUCGCCUCAUCGCCACCGUGACGCCAAGGGGUCUCCCAAGAAGGGAAAUGUGAUGUUAUCUGGGGUCAAAGCCGGCUUGGUGUCAGCUGAUGUGCUGCGGAGGGAACAGCAGGAGCUCAGGAGGCACGAGAGGAACAACAAGCACUUGGAAGAGGAAUCCCGACACUCCGAGACCGUCUUCCGAGACAAGUCGGGCCGCAGGAGGGACCUGGCGCAGGAGCGGCUGGAGCAGAGGCAGAAAGAUGAGGCCAAGUCCGAGAGAGAGGAGCAAUACGCCAAGUGGGGAAAAGGGCUGGCGCAGGGGCGGCAGCAGGAGCAGAACGUGGAGGAUGCCAUCAAGGAGAUGCAGAAGCCACUGGCCCGUUACAUUGAUGAUGAGGAUCUGGACCGGAUGCUGAGAGAGCAAGAGAGAGACGGGGACCCCAUGGCUGACUUCAUCAAGAAAAGGAAGGCCAAGGAGAACAAAGAAAAGAAAGAAAAACCUCGGUACAACGGACCAGCCCCUCCCCUCAACAGAUUCAAUAUAUGGCCCGGGCAUCGCUGGGACGGCGUGGACAGGUCCAACGGGUUCGAGCAGCAGCGCUUCGCCAGGCUGGCCAACAAGAAGGCGGUGCAGGAGCUGGCCUACAAGUGGAGUGUGGAGGACAUGUAGGCCUAGGGGGAGGACCAGGCCCAGCAGUGCUUCCGGAGCGGCGCUGCAGGGCUUCACCCACCGCCGGAGCCGCGAGGAACGGCUCGCUCUGCCUGGACCAACCCUCUCCUCAGCGCCCGGCGUCCCAGGGGACCGUCUUCCGAGAGGCAAGGCUGAAUUUGGAGGAGAGCUGCCCUCAGAGGGUGUCCCUGGCAGCCAGAGGGGCCCAGCGUUGCGGGGGCUGCUGCCUGUGGGAGCCCCUGGGCUCUGCCGCUGCCCCAGAAGGUGCUGCAGGCACCGCCUUCUGGCCCCUUUCCUCCUCUUCUGACAAAAUCACACAAACUGUGUGCUUAGUUGUUUUAUGCCAAAUGCUUUGUCCUCCGAGGGCGGCUCGCAAGUCUUCAGGUGCCCUCAAUCUCAGGGUUUGUUUUUUUCAUGGUAGAAGCGUGCUGGGUGGCUGGAGAGUCGGCCUCGGCCGCUUAGGCUGGCCUAGGGCUCAGCUACAGUCUCCUUGGUUUAAAGUUCUUCCAGAGAGCAGCUACCCCCUAAAACUGAGUCCCGUGGGCUGGUGUCACGUCCUCCCCGUGUCCUUCCCAGUGCCCCCAAAGGGCUUCUGUGGAGUUUGGGUUCGUGGAGCCAGUGAAGCUCAGCUCCUCCUCAGCAAAGCUCCUUGCUCUGCCUCUGUCCUGCCGGGGCCUCAGGGCUGGAUGUGACAGCCAAAGCUCCAGAACCCCCCUCCGCUCCUUGAGGGUCUAUUUCUGGUGGAAAUAAACACGGGGAAGGUGUUUGAAUUCCUUCCCCUGGUCCCCCCGGAGUUCCCCGUGGCCAGUGAUGCUGAGAGCGUGUCCCUCCUGCCGCUGCCAGGGGGGCUGGUCCCAUGCCCAGCAAAACCCCUCUCCUGGAGCAGAUUUGUCAGGCUCAGAGCUGGAGGGUGGGCAGAGGCUUCCCUUAAUCCCUGCUCGAGGAAGGCACUUGUAGAAAUAAGGACAGUCGUUCUGGCUGAAGUGCAGCCCGUGGUUGCUGUGGAGAUGCCCUCCCUUAGUGGUCAGGGGCCAGUCCUCGGGCCCAUGGGGAAUCUGGAGCCCGAGGAGAGCUGUGGGCAGGAGUGGAAGGACAGAGUCUCCUCGGGGAGGGGGAGAGCCUUGGGACUCCCUUCCCUGGGGUAUGUUUCUGGAUCCAUCUGUACACUUGUAAAUAACAGUUUUCUUUUUUUUACUUGAC